This is a messenger RNA of Beauveria bassiana ARSEF 2860, 2373 nucleotides long. Its product is annotated as glycosyltransferase family 2. The coding region runs from base 1 to 2373 and encodes 790 amino acids. Lineage: Eukaryota; Fungi; Ascomycota; Sordariomycetes; Hypocreales; Cordycipitaceae. The transcript is spliced from 3 exons. The record is from RefSeq and is a predicted model, not a curated record.
AUGAGACGCCACCAACAACCCGAAAACGAGGAAAACGUCGACCUCGACGUCUUCCAUCAUCACUCGCCUCCUGCCGACUACCAGCAGCCUCAGCCGCCCCAGCUGCACCACUCCAACCACUCCAACUAUUCCGACCUUUCGUCUUACGAUGAUUAUCGCGGCCGAGCUGUAGCUGACUUCUCCCGUCCCAUGCGCCCUCCGCAGCAGCCCUACCUCGAGGAGUACGGUAACGCGCCCUCACCGUCCUGGGGCCCAACUCACGUCUCUCGCUACAGCCAGCAGUCCUUCGAGACGCCCCUUCAAUCCCGCUCGGCCUCACCCACUCUGGUCAGCGGCCGUGCCACUCCAAUGGAUCGUAUACCACGUCCUAAGAACAACAUGGACUCCUGGCCAAACACUCCGAUGUACCAGAGCAAUGUCAGUCUCGCAGCUCUACUCCCCAAUGCACCUCCUCCCGUCAUGGCCAAGGACUGGGUCAAGGAAGGCUUCAUUGCUCGCUUACACGACCGUGAUGAUGCCGAUUCCUGGAAGGGGUGGAAAAGACUCCUCUUCCGUGCCGUCCCACUCCUCACUCUGCUCAACACGGCUAUGUAUUGCGCCUACCUCGCUUACCGAAUCUACUGUGUCAUCUCCGCCCAAAAUGCUUACGGCAGCACCUUUGUUUUGGCCUGGGUCUUCAUUGCUGUCGAAUUCGCUGUGGCCAUUCCAACCAUGAUGCACAACAUUUGGACCAUGCUAGCUCUGAAGAAGCGUCAACGUCCCAAGUUGCGCCUCGUCGCCGAAGACGUUCCCACUGUCGAUGUUUUCAUUACUUGCUGCGGUGAAGAGGAUGACAUUGUUCUCGACACUGUUCGUGGUGCUUGCGACGUUGACUACCCCCGCGACCGCUUCCGUGUCAUUGUUCUAGAUGACGCCAAGUCGGCUACUCUCGAAGUCGCUGUCCAGGCUCUCGACUCCGUCUACCACAAUGUCUACUACAUGGCUCGUACCAAGACUCCUGGCGUACCUCAUCACUUCAAAGCUGGUAACCUCAAUUACGGACUUGACAUGACGCAUAACCUUCCUGGUGGCGCCGGCCAGUUCAUGGCUGCUUUGGAUGCUGAUAUGAUUCCCGAGAGAGACUGGCUGCGUGCCAUUCUGCCCCAUCUGCUCAUAGACGACAAGAUGGCUCUUGCUUGCCCGCCUCAGCUCUUCUACAACACUCCCGCGUCUGACCCCCUCGCUCAGAGUCUGGACUUUUUCGUCCACGUUAUUGAGCCCAUCAAGGAUGCCCUUGGUGUCGCUUGGUGCACCGGUUCCGGUUACGUUGUUCGUCGCGAGGCUCUCGAUCAGAUUGGCAAUUUCCCUCUGGGCUCUCUGGCGGAGGAUGUUGCCACAUCCACACUGCUACUUGGUAGAGGCUGGAAGACGGCAUUCAUUCACGAGGCCCUGCAGUUUGGCACUGUUCCUGAGGACUUUGGUGGACACCUGAAGCAGCGUACCCGUUGGGCUAUUGGUACUGUCGACACGGCUUUCAAGCUCAAGUUCUGUCUGUACGGUGACAAGGUCAAGCAAAUGAGCUUCGCGCAACGGUUUUCCGGCUUCCUGUACGCUUCUUUGAGUCUGUACACUGUGCUCCUCACUGUCUCUCUCUUUGCCAUUCCCAUCAUCCUUCUCAUGCGCCGCCCCCUUGUCGCCUAUAACGAUCAAGUUGGAGAUGAACAGCUGGUUUGGCUUAUUCGUGCCUGCUUUGCUGCCACCAUCACCAAUCGUCUCUGCGAGUUUGCUCUUUUCCUACCUGCCGGUUACCACACCGGUCAGCGUGGUUCUCGCUACCAGAUCUGGAUGUCGCCCUAUAUUGCGCUUUGCAUCGUUCGCUCCUUUAUGCUUCCCUCGUGGCUCGGCGGUCAGGCUCAGGCAUUCAAACCGACUGGCUCUCUCGGCUCAGCCCUCAAUGAACGUGAUGCUCGUCACCGCAAGGGUAUGGGCCGUCGCCUCGUUGGCAUUUGCUUCAACUAUAUGGCCAUUUUCCAUCUGCUAUUUGUGUACAUGACCCUUGUUGGAGCCACUAUGACGACCUUCCUCUGCUUCACUGAGUUUUCGGCUUUUAAGGAUAUUGCGCGAGCCCUCAUUACCCACGCUUUCUGGCCUCCCUUGACGUUUAUCUUCCUCUGCAGCUCUAUGUGGACUCCAAUUGGCUAUGCCAUUGACCCUCCUACUGUGCCUGACCGGGAGGAUCUUUUGAUUCGCGACCCUAAGACGGACGUCGCCCACCCCAACAGGAAGAGUAAGAAGAUUGCCUUUGGUCAGCAGGCGGCCUUCUUCGAGCUCGAAUACACCGCCACCUCUCUGUACACUAUUGCUGUUUUUGUCGCCUCGUUCAUCCUUUUCUAA